Messenger RNA from Orussus abietinus, 4539 nucleotides. RefSeq lists its product as uncharacterized. Gene Ontology annotation, biological process: response to oxidative stress. Lineage: Eukaryota; Metazoa; Arthropoda; Insecta; Hymenoptera; Orussidae. Bases 1 to 4539 code for a protein of 1512 amino acids. Gene Ontology annotation, molecular function: peroxidase activity; heme binding. The transcript is spliced from 18 exons. The record is from RefSeq and is a predicted model, not a curated record.
AUGGAGCACCCUCGCCACCGAUCCUCCGCGAUACGACUAGGCAGCCUGUUGGCCUUUUUGGCGCUAAACGGCCCUUUCGUCAGCGGAGCUCUUCGAUAUCAACCCUUGGAAGUCUAUCCCAAUGGAGAUGAAUGCGCCCUACUGUUGGACGGUUCUGGGAGGACCAGCGUCCUCGAUUACACUUACAACUUACUCCGGGGUACCUUCACCCCGACCUCUGGUACGCACACGUGCAUCACCUACGACGCCGUCAACCACGCGUACUUGGAGGCGAGGAAACGCAUCGAGGUCGCCAGACCGAAGUCGGAGAUUUGGAAGCCGGAGGAACUCGCGACGGUGGGAGAGCUGCUCCUCGACAUUUCCGUCAACCUGGCCCAUACGUACGGGCUAACUUACGAGGAGAUCGAAAAGAGCUUACCGCUGAUCGACACGUCGAAGACUCUCAUUCGCGAAGUGUGUCCCGCUUUUCUCAGUAACGUGGAGUGCCGACCAGGGAAAUAUCGUCGCUACGACGGUCUCUGCACGAAUUUGGAAAAUCCUACUUGGGGCUCGACUUUGUCGCCGUUCACGAGAUUGUUGCCGCCACGAUUUGCGGACGGAAUGAACGCACCCAGGAUUUCCGUGACGGGCCAUGACUUACCUCUGUCGCGCAUCGUUUCUCGGACUAUGCAUCCGGACGAGGGCUAUCAUGACCACGCGGGCACGGUCAUGGUGAUCGCUUGGGGACAGUUCAUGGAUCAUGAUUACACCUUGACCGGUACACCAUUGGACCCCCUGAAUCGCAACGAUCCGGAGGAAUGUUGCGGCCGUCCACCCCAUUUGAAGAACCCUUAUUGCAACGAGAUUUUAAUACCCGAGGACGAUUACUUCUAUCGGCUGUUCAGCCUGAAAUGUAUGGACUUCGUCAGGGCAUUCCCGGCUGUACGACCAGGGUGUCGAUUGGGGUCCAGAGUGCCUUUCAAUCUGCUAACCGGAGUGCUGGACGGCAACACCGUUUACGGAAUUACCGAACACUUCGCCAGGAAACUGCGAACCGGGUACGGAGGACUCCUUCGUAUGAAUCCAGUUUUCGCGGAAUAUGGCCUAAAGGAUCUGCUUCCUCUGAAAUUGGACAUCCCCGACGAAGGUUGCACCCGACCGAAUCGCUCCAUGUACUGUUUCGAAGCCGGGGAAAUAAGAGUGAACGAGCAAUUGGUGCUGACGUGCAUGCACACGCUGUUGGCUCGGGAACAUAAUCGAGCCGCCAAGGCGUUGGCCCUUGUCAAUCCACAUUGGGAUGACGAGACUUUAUUCCAGGAGGCAAGGCGCAUAGUCAUCGCACAAAUUCAGCACGUCACCUACAACGAGUUUCUUCCUAUUUUGUUGGGAAAAGACGUUAUGGAGAAAUUUGGAUUGCUCUUGGAAAAGAACGGUUACUGGGACGGGUACGAUGCCAGUGUUAAUCCAGGUGUCAUCGAUGCCUUCGCUUCGGCAGCUUUCAGAUUCGGCCAUUCUUUAUUGCCCACCGCCGUCGAAAGGUGGAGCAAAGCGCACAAAUUUAUCGCAUCCAAAAGGCUGUCGGAUCUGAUCAGAAGGCCCUACGAUCUUUACCGAGCAGGAGUUUUCGAUGAAUAUUUCAUGGGUCUCAUGAACCAAGUCGCGCAGGCCAUGGACGACUCCAUCACUCAGGAAGUAACCAACCAUUUGUUCAAAAAAGUAGGUGCCAAAUUCGGCAUGGAUCUUGUGUCUUUCAACAUGCAGAGAGGCCGAGAGUUCGGCAUCCCCAGUUAUAUGGAAUUCAGGAAGUACUGUGGCCUUCCGGGAGCGGAUAGCUUCGAGGAACUCUUCGGUUCCAUGCCUAAUGAAACCAUCAGGCGUUACAGCUCCAUUUUUGAACAUCCUGCUGACGUCGAUUUGUGGUCCGGCGGUGUGUCCGAGAGACCGCUACCCGGAAGCAUGCUGGGACCAACCUUUGCUUGCGUUAUCGCCACCCAAUUUAGCUACUCGCGUCGUGGUGAUCGAUUCUGGUAUGAACUUCCAAACCAGCCGUCGUCCUUUACCCCCGAGCAACUGACCGAAAUUCGCAAAACGCGACUCGCAAGGCUAAUCUGCGACAACACCGAUCUGAUCGAUACGAUACAACUUUAUCCAAUGGUCUUGCCGGACCAUGAGAUAAAUCCCCGUGUGCCAUGUCGCAGCGGAGUCAUCCCUGGCAUCGACUUUAGCAAAUGGGCCGAAUUUCCAGCAACCGGUCAAGCCGCGCAAUACGUGAGUAACCUUGCCGGCCAGUACGGGCAUUUGGUCAACGUAAUGCUUUUCGCUGUUGUACAUGCCGACGAUCGAGGGCCUUUGAAACAAUGCAGAGAAGUAUCAUUUGUACAGGAGCACUACGAUUCAUUUGGUAUCGGGGUAUCGAACUGGAGCUCCGCGAAAACGGUGUCACACCCUGAAGCCUCGAUGACUUUGAUCGAGACGGUUCCUCGACAAAUCGAACCACAAGAGGCAAAGGUGAUGACCACGAUUUCGAUCGAAAAACCCACGUCGACGGCUUCCCCAGACGGAGACGUUCUCGCCGAGGACGGUACGUUGAGGAAAAAACAACGGGAGAAGUUGAAAAAAUUCAACGUCCCGAAGUACGGAACCCUGGCCAAUUUCUGGAAGAACAAGCUAUCCCGGAACGGAGUCGAGCCGAAAUUUAACCAGAAGAAGAAAAUCGACGUCGAGAUUUCUUCGGCACCUUCCGAAACUCCUGUAAUCGCUUCGACGAAGGACGACGCGGCAAGAGGUAAACGUUACACCGUAAAUAUCCUGCUGGAUAACCUGAUGAACAUUACGACGGUCGUGGAGAACGUUCGAGCUAGGAGGAAGAGAAGCGUCGAAAGAGAAGAACCGCGCGGGAAGGACGGACGGAACGGUCGGGAAUAUCGCUCGAGGGGAAGAAGAACGAAGAGAGCUCCGAUCACCGUCAGUCCAGACGGCAUCGAUCCUUUAAGCACCCUUGCUCCCUCGUUCCAAAAGCGAUACGGUGGAAGCAGAUUGCCCAAACGUUCCUCUCCCACCGUGGAAGAGCGCAGAAGCUCCGAAUUGGCCAACGAGUCGGUCGAGGAAGAGGAGAGCGAGGAAGGACGCGACGAGUACGACUUCUCCGAACCGCGAAAAGAGAAACGGAAACUCGAGAAAAUAGUAGUGACCCAAAGAACGCCUUCCGAUGGAAGCAGCGAGUACAAGGACAACGAGUCCUCGAAGGAAGAGGUUUCUCAUCCGAGAUCCGCCCCGAGCAAGUCGAAAUAUUUCGGCUCGACAAAGCCGGGGAAGAAUUUCUCUCCCAUUUACACGUACCUUCCAACGCGUACCACGCAAGUGGACGAAUCGGAUUCCAGCAAGCCGGAAGUCGAGAAGGAGGAAAAGCCGACCCCUUAUGUCGACCCCGAAGAUGAUAAACGGAUCGCGAAAGGGACCGAGGCACCUCGGCCAGUCGACGGAUAUCCCCCGGAUAUUCCCGCCUACGAUCCCGAUAUCAUACCUUACGUGGAAGUGCCGGAUUAUUCGGACGAGAGGGAGGAGAGCCUGGACAAGAACGAUCGGGUGGAUCCCGCGGAACUUCGGGAUUACCGAGACGAGGCGGCGACCGAACCCAAAGUCGAGGGCAAGUAUCGUGGAAGCGACACUAGGGUUUACCAAGAUGGUCGGAACGUCGACGACGACGAUCGAAAGGAGGCAACGAGCGAAGAGAACGGGGCCAGGCGUCCCGAGGGAACCAAGGAAGAUCCUGAAAGUGGCGAGCGGAAGCAGGGAGAACGGUCGGAACGGCAGGACGUCCACGCCACCCAGGAGCCCGUCGUCGAAUUCGAGCCUAUACAUUUCGACAUCAACGAGUACAAGAAGCCGUUCGAUUUCGAGGAGUUCUUCAAGGAGAGUAGGUUGUUCAAGAGCAAGGUCGGGAAAGACGCGAAGGCUCACGAGAGCGAGAAAAAAAUCCAGGCCCGAGAAGAGUCCGAAUCGUCCCGGAAGACGAAGCCGAAGUACCUCGGCUCUUCGACCCUGGAGACGCACCACAGUACCUCCGUACCCGAAUACUUCGAGAAAGAGUACGCGCACGUUUCCGACAACGCGAGCAGCCUCGAAGAGGCCUCUUCCGAGGACCGUUCCGAAAAGGAUAAGGACGGAAAGGAGCUGACCGUCAUUUCCGAGAGGGAGUUCCGAUACGGAGAUCGAGACUUCUUCAAGCCCUUUUUCGAAGACGACGGAAAGGUCGAGCAACGGAGGGAAUCCAAGAUAAUUGAACAGGAGGAGGACACUUUUGCUCGAUUAGGCGACGAAAUUACCCGGAAAUUGAAGGAGACCUCGGGAACGGGGAAAAACGAUUCGGAAGGGAAAAUGGACGACACCGUCAGCGUGGAAACUUUGUCGACGAUGCUAGGAAAAAGGAACUACACGGGGAAAAGGAACGUCGAUCCAAAAAUCGGAUCUCGGAAGGUCGAGGAGACGGUCCCGCUAAAAUACAAUAAUUUUUGGGCCUUUGAGUACAGCUACCCGGGAAAGAAGAAGCAGGACACCUAA